UGAAAGAGGCGCACUUCCCGUCCAGAAACGCGCUAAAACGCUGUUCCGGUUUCCAGCGGCGGAAGGAGGAGGCCGCGGGGGGGCGGCAUUCGGCGGCGAAAACAUGGCCAACGUGAACGGCCGAGAGAACCACGGCGAGCCGGCGGUCAAGCGGCCGCGAGAGAAGGCCGCGCCGGAGCCCGCGAACAAAGUGACCGUCGUGCUCGGAGCUCAGUGGGGGGACGAAGGCAAAGGGAAAGUUGUGGACUUGCUGGCGAUGGAUGCGGACAUCGUGUGCAGGUGUCAGGGUGGCAACAAUGCAGGUCACACCGUGGUCGUGGACUCUGUGGAGUACGACUUUCACUUGCUGCCCAGUGGUGUCCUGAACAAGAAGGCCAUCUCCUUUAUCGGCAACGGGGUGGUCGUGCACCUCCCAGGGCUUUUUGGUGAGGCGGAAUCGAACUUGAAGAAAGGCAAAGGACUACAAGGCUGGGAAGAUCGACUCAAGAUUUCAGAUCGUGCUCAUAUUGUGUUCAACUUCCAUCAGGCCGUCGAUGGCAUCCAGGAGCAGCAGCGGCAGCAGCAAGAAGGCCAAAAUCUGGGAACGACCAAAAAGGGCAUAGGCCCCGCCUACUCCUCCAAAGCCGCUCGGAACGGCCUCCGAAUCUGCGACCUCGUCUCCGAUUUCAAAGUCUUUGAGGACAAGUUCCGCAUGUUAGCAGAGCAUUUCCUGGGAAUGUACCCCAAUCUCAAUGUGGACAUCGAAGGCGAACUGCAGCAGUUAAAGGUGUAUGCGGAGCGACUGCGCCCCCUGGUGACGGACGGCGUGUACUUCAUGCACAAAGCUCUGACUGGCACGAGCAAGAAAAUCCUGGUGGAGGGCGCAAACGCGGCCCUGCUGGAUAUCGACUUUGGCACGUAUCCAUUCGUGACGUCGUCAAACUGCACCGUCGGAGGAGUGUGCACCGGACUGGGCGUUCCCCCGUCGCACGUGGGCAGGGUGUACGGCGUCGUCAAAGCCUACACGACCCGGGUGGGCGUCGGUGCUUUCCCAACAGAACAAGAUAACGAGACUGGGGCGCUUCUACAAUCGCGAGGUCACGAGGUCGGCGUGACCACGGGCAGGAAGCGCCGCUGCGGCUGGCUGGACUUGAUACUGGUCCGAUACGCCCACAUGGUCAACGGCUUCUCGGCGAUUGCCCUGACCAAGCUGGACAUUUUGGACACGCUGGCGGAAAUCAAAGUGGGCGUGGCCUAUCGCGUGGACGGGGAACCGCUCCCCAGUUUCCCAGCCAACAUGGACGUCCUGACGCGGGUCACCGUGGAGUACGAGACCCUCCCCGGGUGGCGCCGCAGCACCGAGGCGGCCCGCGGCUUUGCCGAGCUGCCGUCGCAGGCGCAGAACUACAUUCGCUUUAUUGAGGACUUCCUGCGAGUGCCAGUCAAGUGGGUCGGCGUGGGAAAGUCCAGAGAGAGCGUGAUCAAACUGUUCUGAUGGCCCGUCACGGUCGUCGGGAUGGAAAAACUUUGUGGAUGCUUCCUGCCUCGCAUUUCCUGCAAAGCCUUCACAAGUCAGCUCGUCCAGUGCGGUAGAUGUUUUUUUUUUUUUUUUUUUUUUUUUUUCGGCUGUCGCCUUUUAAAGCUGCGUAUUUCUUGUACGCUGGUUUCUUUCCUCAGCCCUGAACACUUUUCAAUAUCGUUUUACAAGCGUGGCUGUGAAAUUGCAACUUGAACGCCAUUAUCAUACAAUAACUUUGCUUGUUUGUGACCGAUUGUUGGAAAGAAUAUUGUGCUUUUACGAGUCAUCCUUCCGAAUAGAAUCAUUUGAUUCAGAAAAUGUUCCAUGUCAAUACACUUUGGCCCAAAAUGACAAAUCUGCUGCAAAUGUCAAAUAUUCUAACGAUGUUUGCUGUCAUCGCAUUCCUGACGUCCAAAGCAAAGCAAAAAAAAAAAAAAAAAAAGUGUCUCCGUCUCUUGUCAAUAAAGUUGAAAUUCUCGUUCA
Messenger RNA from Syngnathoides biaculeatus (alligator pipefish), 1981 nucleotides. It is a transcript of the gene adss2l, whose product is annotated as adenylosuccinate synthase, like. Gene Ontology annotation, biological process: IMP metabolic process; 'de novo' AMP biosynthetic process. Gene Ontology annotation, cellular component: cytoplasm. Bases 104 to 1474 code for a protein of 456 amino acids. The record is from RefSeq and is a predicted model, not a curated record. Gene Ontology annotation, molecular function: GTP binding; adenylosuccinate synthase activity. The transcript is spliced from 13 exons. Lineage: Eukaryota; Metazoa; Chordata; Actinopteri; Syngnathiformes; Syngnathidae.